GAGAUGUUAUCAUUUUCGCGUGAUCCUUUUGCAAAAUUUCUGAAACAUGUACGCUGAUUCCCGCAGACUGUUUACCGCUCGUCACUCUGUCGCCGUUUCCCAACUCCGAUGUAGUUGUCAGAAAUCUCGACACACGUGAGAACUUAUUACACGCGGAAUAGAAAGUUAAUCGAGUGGUGCCAAAGGACAGAGAGAGGACAAUGAUCAAUACUUUCACGGUCAAUUAUACGUAUAAUACUGUUAACAUGACAGAAGGAAGCCUUACAAAGGAUCUCAGCUGACUUGUAUAGUCUUUCGUGUAACAGAUAACGCUUUUUUAGCUCUCUGCUAGCUAUGUGUUUAUACUCUUUACUUUUUGCAAACAGUUGCGAGUGAUGAUAUUUGCAUAGUCAUGCUCAACAGCAAGAAGAAAAAGACGUUAGCGUGAAAGCAGGCACAUAAUAGCAAUUACAAUUCGUUAAAGGAAGGUGUACAUCUUUACCUCCAUCAGUUCUAGGCUUUUGUUGUGAUUUGGAGUAUUUGGAAGUUUUCUAUAUUUCUGGGCAAAACCUAGAGCUUCAUCAACAACGCCAGCGAUAUUUCAUUAGUCAAGAAUGGCGAUGCAGAAGAUGAGAAGACAAGGGCAAGACGUAAUGCAGGUCAAUCUGGCGGGUAUUAGGCGAGACAUCAUGAAUCUCGCCCAUAAUUAUAGCAAUGCCCAGAAAGCUGUACGAAAAGCUACCAGCAAUGAUCCUUGGGGUCCAAGUAGUACACUUAUGGCAGAAAUCGCCGACUUAACAUACAAUGUUGUAGCGUUUACGGAAAUUAUGCAAAUGCUAUGGAAAAGAUUGAAUGAUCAUGGGAAAAACUGGCGACAUGUAUACAAAGCCUUAGUUCUCUUAGAAUAUCUUAUUAAGACAGGAAGUGAAAAAGUAGCGCAACAAUGCAAAGAGAAUAUUUUUGCCAUCCAAACCUUAAAAGACUUUCAAUACAUGGAUGGGCACAAAGAUCAAGGAAUUAACGUGCGGGAAAAAGCAAAACAAUUAGUGGCCUUAUUAAAAGAUGACGAGAGAUUGAGAAAUGAGCGAGCUAGAGCAUUGAAGGCAAAAGAGAGAUUUGCACAAUCGGUUAGUGGUUUUGGGAGCGACGGUUUGGACACAAUGUCACCUGUUAGCAGUGAUUUUCAAGAGUGGGAACCUUGUCACUUAUCCGAAUCAGCGACUAGACGUGCAACGGAAUUGGAAGCCGCAAGACCGCAAACGGUAGGCGAAGAAGAAUUACAACUGCAGCUGGCCUUGGCUAUGUCUAGAGAAGAAGCGGAGCAAGAAGAACAAAGAAGACGCAGCGAUGACGUUAGAUUGCAGUUAGCUCUCAGUCAAAGUCAGCAAGAUUUUAAAGUCCCUGAGAAGCAAAGUCAUAUGCUAGAUUUACUCGAUGUAAAUUUGGGAGAAGCAAGCGGCUCAUCUGUACAAACUGAUCCUUGGGGUAUCCCGAUAACAGCACCACCGCCUAGACCACAGCCGCAAAACGACCCAUGGAGUGUUCCAACAACGAGUACCACGUCACCCGCGGUAGACCCGUGGACGCCUGUUCCUCCACAAAGACCAAGAUCCUCAGCUGCCACUAUCGAUCCGUGGCGUGCACCUGCCCCAUCUCCCGCUACAGUCGCAUCUUCUCCGCGUACCAACGAUCCUUGGUCACCAGCUCCGCCUGCUACUACUACCGAAUCUGAGACGAAUAAGGCUGCUCAAGAUGGCGUAACAUCCCCGUCACCAUCUUUCAACAAUUCAAACUUGACGCAUAACAUCGGCUUCGCGGUAUCGUCGCCUCAGAAUAUAGGUUUCAAUUUGCCGCCGGUAUCUUCGGCCACCACCUUCAGCACUAGCAACGGUUUUAACGGCACGGGGCCGGGCUUCAAUAAUUUUUCUACUCAGAACAACGGUAACGCCGCUACGACGAGUCCCCUCAGCGAUUUAGAUGAAUUUGACGUGAUUACUAACAGAGGAAAACUCGGAGCCAGUCCGCAGACGGUGAACAACGGUGGUGCGGCAUCAUCAGGUGGAGAUCCCUUCGAUUUGGGUGGCAUAGCUGAAACCCUUCCUGCCAGUACCGGUGCUGUGAAAAAGACACCACAAUCCUUCUUAGGAGAGAAUUCUGCGCUCGUCAAUUUGGAUAAUCUUGUCAGCGCUUCGGCGAUUAAGCCAUCGGCUCCUGCGCCAGCGGCAACCAUGUCAUAUUCAGCAAAUCCAUUUGCAACUGUGACGCCACCACCCCGUCCUACAAUCAAUCAGAUUCGACAGGAUCCAUGGACAGCGAAUACAACUACUACGGCUAAUCCGUUCCUCUCGUAGCCUGAUCGAUCAAUCGAAAACUUCGCAAUUACUGCGCCCCGCGAAACGUGAUCCGCAGUUUUACAUGUAAUAUUACGGUAUUUCGGUUAACGGUUAAAAAAUGAUGAUUUUACUUAUAGCAAUUAUGGGCAGGGACAGACGUAAAUAAGACCAAUAAGAGGGCGGAGGAAAUAUCUCCAUCAAUGGAAUUUUAUUGAUAGUUUAAAACAUUACUUUUCGAUGAAUUAUAUUACAGCGCACUUAUGCUCAUUAUACAAGUCUCUUUUUUUUCUUUUUUUUUUUUUUUAAAUUUUCCUUUGCAUGUAUUACUCGCUUUUUAAAGUUUAUUGUGGAAUAAUCACCUAAAUAAUUAACUGGUAGAAGUGUGGCAUAUUUGUAAUUUAGUGAUGAAUUGAAAGGUACAACAUAAUAAUACAAAUCAUGUUUUAACUUUGAACGCUUAAUGCCAAGAUACGACUAUAGAUUUUAUAUACACUUCUUUCUCUACGAUCUAUUUUCUAUGUAUGAAUAUCAAUUCAGGGAAAGAUUGCUCAGCGAUAUUGCUUCACUGCUGGGGAAGAGACGUAAGGUAACGUUGGCAUUGAGAUAAGUUUAUGCGUUUUUAUAUACACGCGUUUUCUAUAUAGUAAAAAAAAGGGGGAAAAACGAGAUUGUGAGACUGUAAUCAUGAUUUGCAAAGCAUUAUUGUAAUAAACAGAGUUCCGUUCGCCGUUGUACGCUUAAGAUGUGUCGAUUAUGGUCUGUAAAAAAAAUUCGAUGUUGUGGCUUGCUUUCUAAUACAGAAUCUGUAAUACGAACAGCUACUGUGUUGCAAAGUGUAUACACGAAUUUCUUACAUAGCUGUAUAGCCGGUCAUUCACGAAUGACGAUACUGCGACCUAUGGCACACCAAGGCACUUCUAAACGAAAAAGCAACUGUGAAAGUAGCAUCCACGCUAAACGAUACGAACAUUAAGGAAACAAUCCAUGUUGUUUUCGCUAACCGGAUAUACCCGGCUUCAAUCAACCGUGAGCACGUUUUAAUGCAGAUCUGGCAUAGCUGAAGAAUCAAACUCAAGAGCGAAAAGAAUUGUCUCUAUCGUAUUCGAGAAUCAUCGAUAUUUAAAUAUCGAAAUAACAGUGCGUUAUUUCUAAUCCACUUUCAAUUUAAUAUUUACGUCAACGUCCAAAGUUACGUAAGAGCUCGAUCGCUCGUAGGAUAAAUUUAUAACAAAUCUACAAGAGAGAUUUUUGCCUACCCAUAUUUUAUAAAUUCGCAUGACAAGAACACGCGCGAAUCAGAUUUCUUUUAACAUACGAAACAAAUGCAGGCACGUAUUUUCAUUUAUAUAUAUAUAUAUAAAAUGUACAUAUAUUAAAGGAUAUCGUUCCCCGUUUGUUCGCAAUAUUAUUAAUGGACAAAAAGUUUUUUUUUAGUGCAUAUUUAAAAGUUGUACUCAUCAAUCUCAUGUUUUACGACUGUAGAAAAAUUUGCUGAGUUAUUUUUUUCACUUUUUUUUCAUUAGAUUUGCUAUUGCUUGUAUCAUUGAUAGUGCUUUGAUGUUAUAUAUGAUAUUAUUUAUUUUACAAUACAUGUCCGCUUAUAAAUAAUAUUGAUAUAGAUUUCAAAUAAAAAAAUUGUUUUAAUGUUAUUGAAAUCUUGCAUGAUCUCAGCAUAUUUUUCUUCAAAAUACCGACGCAUUUUACAGUUUUACAUAGAGAACUUUAUCAGUAUACAACAUUGACAAGGGGAACUAUAUUUGCUUGUCCGUCAUCCAAGUAAAUCAGAAGUUGCACGAUUCAAGUACUGAUCUAAGUAAACGUCAAAUAAUUCCAAUGUAUUAUUUAUCGUUAAAUCUAUAAUUUUUGUUGGCUUUAUGCAAUUUUAACAUAUUUGCUUAUAUGAGUGAAAUUGUAUAUUUAAUAUGUAUUUAUCCAGAUGUUCGCCAGGACAUGAAGUUAAAAUGUAUGAUACGUAUAAUAACGUGUAGAGAUUUAAUUAUAAUACAAUCAUUGUCUUUAACGAUUUGAAAAUAUAAACGAUUACACUAGCCAUUGUGCCUAUUGAGUAUAGGAUGAGGUACCACACCAUCCUGUAUGCUUUGGUUUUCGUUUCUGUAGAUCUGCAUUUUUUUUACCUGUUUUAUUUAAGUAAUUAAUAUUUAAAAAUCAUGAUGUAUACACAGCUUCAUCCCUGUGCGAACAGUGGAAUAUUUUUUGUUUAGCUUUUAGAACUGAUGUAAUAUUGCAGGAAAAAGAAUUUAAAAAACAUUUAUAUAAAUAAAUAUUAUAUAUUUUAGUAGA
Wasmannia auropunctata (little fire ant) is the source of this 4613-nucleotide messenger RNA. RefSeq names its product epsin-2 (gene lqf). Gene Ontology annotation, molecular function: phospholipid binding; clathrin binding. Gene Ontology annotation, biological process: endocytosis. The record is from RefSeq and is a predicted model, not a curated record. Bases 594 to 2330 code for a protein of 578 amino acids. Gene Ontology annotation, cellular component: endosome; plasma membrane; clathrin vesicle coat. The transcript is spliced from 15 exons. NCBI's taxonomy places the organism in Eukaryota, Metazoa, Arthropoda, Insecta, Hymenoptera, Formicidae.